AUGCCAUCUGACACUCCUGAGGAGCAAGCUAUCGGAGAGUAUCAACGUUUAGAACUUCUCUCGCGAGACAGAGAUACGCUGAUUUUUAAGGCCUUUUCGACGAGUGAUGGAAAAGAACUGAUCUGGAAGGAAUUGAAUGUGUCACGAUGGACUCAAUCCAAUCGCUAUUGCUUUAUGAAUGCCCUGAAAAUGGUGGAGGAAUUUCAACCCGUGGACUGUAUUCUGAAGUGCUUUGCUCACAAAUACGAUCCAAAGCAACAGAAGGUGAUUUACAUAACGGAAUCGAUAUCGGACAACGUGAUGAAUGCUCUUCGCCCCGUUGGUAUGGUCUAUCUCCAAGUAAUUCGAAAAUGGGUUCGCUGUUUGUUGAUGGCUCUCAGCUAUCUCCACUAUGAAGCCCCCUUUUCCCCUCUGAUUCAUGGACAUUUGCAGUUUCCUAUCUCUCUUCCUGCUUGUUCAUUAGAUGCCAUAAUGUGCUUUUCGUUCGAGGAGAUGGCCUUGUGA
This is a messenger RNA of Blastocystis hominis, 504 nucleotides long. RefSeq lists its product as hypothetical. Lineage: Eukaryota; Bigyra; Opalinata; Blastocystidae. The transcript has 5 exons. The record is from RefSeq and is a predicted model, not a curated record. Bases 1 to 504 code for a protein of 167 amino acids.